GCCCCCGAGCCCCCAUGGCCCUCAUCAUGGAGCCCGUCAGCAAGUGGUCACCGAGCCAGGUGGUCGACUGGAUGAAAGGUCUUGAUGAUUGUCUGCAGCAAUAUAUAAAGAACUUUGAGAGAGAGAAGAUUAGUGGUGACCAGCUAUUACGAAUUACUCAUCAGGAACUGGAAGAUCUUGGAGUCACACGAAUUGGCCAUCAGGAGCUUAUCUUGGAAGCAGUAGACUUGCUCUGUGCACUGAACUAUGGUUUGGAAACAGAAAAUCUAAAAACCCUUUCUCACAAACUGAAUGCAUCUGCCAAAAAUCUGCAGAACUUCAUUACCGGGAGGAGGAGGAGUGGUCACUAUGAUGGAAGGACCAGUCGCAAAUUACCAAAUGAUUUUCUGACGUCAGUAGUGGAUCUGAUUGGAGCAGCUAAAAGUCUUCUGGCUUGGUUGGACAGAUCACCUUUUGCUGCUGUCACAGAUUACUCAGUAACAAGAAAUAAUGUCAUACAACUCUGUCUGGAGCUAACAACAAUAGUACAACAGGAUUGCACAGUAUAUGAAACAGAGAACAAAAUUCUUCAUGUGUGUAAAACUCUCUCUGGCGUCUGUGAUCACAUUAUCUCCCUCUCCUCUGAUCCCCUGGUUUCCCAGUCUGCCCAUCUUGAAGUGAUCCAGCUUACAAACAUCAAGCCAAGUGAAGGGCUGGGUAUGUACAUUAAGUCAACAUAUGAUGGUCUUCAUGUAAUUACUGGAACAACAGAAAAUUCACCUGCAGAUCGGUGCAAGAAAAUCCAUGCUGGGGAUGAAGUGAUUCAAGUUAACCACCAAACUGUGGUGGGGUGGCAGUUGAAAAAUUUGGUGAAUGCACUACGAGAGGAUCCGAGUGGUGUUAUCUUAACUUUGAAAAAGCGACCUCAGAGCAUGCUUACCUCAGCACCAGCUUUACUGAAAAAUAUGAGAUGGAAGCCCCUUGCUCUGCAGCCUCUUAUUCCUAGAAGUCCUACAAGCAGUGUUGCUACUCCAUCCAGCACUAUCAGCACACCUACAAAAAGAGACAGCUCUGCCCUUCAGGAUCUCUAUAUACCCCCUCCUCCAACAGAACCUUAUGUUCCAAGGGAUGAAAAGGGAAAUCUCCCCUGUGACGAUGUUGGCAGACAUAUAGUGGGCAAACCAGUUCAUACAGGAUCUGAAUCUCCAAACUCGUUUCUGGACCAGGAGUAUCGGAAACGCUUUAAUGUGGUUGAAGAAGAUGCAGUUUUGUACUGCUAUGAAUAUGAGAAAGGAAGAACAAGUGGUCCUGGAAGGAGAGAGAGCACACCGACAUAUGGGAAGCUGAGGCCUAUUUCUAUGCCAGUAGAAUAUAACUGGGUGGGAGAUUAUGAAGAUCCCAAUAAAAUAAAAAGAGAUACUAGGAGAGAAAAUUCAUUGCUUCGCUAUAUGAGCAAUGAGAAAAUAGGUCAAGAAGACUACAUGUUUCAAAGGAAUAGCAAAAAGGAUACUGGGAAAAAGUCCAAAAAGAAGGGAGACAAGAGUAGUAGUCCAAGUCAUUACUCGCUGUUGCCUAGUUUACAAAUGGAGUCACUGAGACAGGAAGUCAUGGGCACACCUGGACCAGAAGCUUUGUACCAUACAUUUCAGCAGUCUUCUCUACAGCAGAAAAGUAAAAAGAAGAACAAAGCUCCUAUUCCUGGUAAAAGCAAAAGACGGAUCUCAUGUAAAGAUCUUGGUCGAGGGGACUGUGAAGGCUGGCUUUGGAAAAAGAAAGAUGCCAAGAGUUAUUUCUCCCAGAAAUGGAAAAAGUACUGGUUUGUCCUGAAGGACACAUCUCUGUAUUGGUAUAUCAAUGAAGAGGAUGAAAAAGCAGAAGGAUUCAUCAGUCUACCUGAAUUUAAAAUUGACAGAGCCAGUGAAUGCCGCAAGAAAUAUGCAUUCAAAGCCUGCCAUCCUAAGAUCAAAAGUUUUUAUUUUGCUGCUGAACAUCUAGAUGAUAUGAACAGGUGGCUCAACAGAAUUAACAUGCUUGCUGCUGGCUAUGCAGAAAGGGAGAGGAUCAAACAAGAGCAAGAUUACUGGAGCGAGAGUGACAAGGAGGAAGCUGACACUCCAUCCACGCCGAAGCAGGACAGCCCUCCACCCCCAUACGACACUUACCCACGGCCACCUUCGAUGAGCUGCACGAGCCCCUACGUGGAGCCCAAGCACAGCCGCCUGUCGUCCACGGAGACGUCGCAGUCGCAGUCGUCGCACGAGGAGUUCCGCGCGGAGGCGGCGGGCAGCGCCGCCGAGUCCCCGGUGCGCAAGACGGCGAGCCAGCGGCGCUCCUGGCAGGACCUCAUCGAGACGCCGCUCACCAGCUCGGGACUGCACUACCUGCAGACGCUGCCGCUGGAGGACUCCGUGUUCUCCGAGGUGGCCGUGGUGUCCCCCGAGCACCGGCGGCAGUCGACCCUGCCCACCCAGAAGUGCCACCUGCAAGACCACUACGGCCCCUUCCCGCUGGUGGAGGGCGAGCGGAUGCAGGCGCUGAACGGGACCGGGGGAAAGCCGCGGAGUUUCACCCUGCCCCGGGACAGCGGCUUCAACCACUGCUGCCAGAGCCUCUCGGUCGGUGCUGCCGACCACCACGAGGAAGCACAGCAGAAGGAGGUGGAGGAGGAGGAGGAAGAGGAAGGCAAAGCAGCAGAAGAAAACCAGGAAGAUAAAAGUCCACAAAGAUUCUCGAGUUCUCAAGCCCUAGCUUAUGGAAGUGUGUAAUGUCAGUGUGGUUGCAAAAUCACAUGAUCUCCUAGCUCUGUAUCUUAUCCUUCACCCAACAUUGCACAACGCUGGACUGUCAGCUAGGAGAACGAGAGGAGCCAGAUUGUGUUGUGCCACCUCUUUUUCUAGUUCACGCAUAAGUUGCCACCAGGAUAUUUUUCUGUGUUUGUAGCACGUUUGGUGGAUUUGGGGCACAUUCUUUGCUUCCAUUCUCCUCAUUCGUGUGACCCUUUCCCAGUGCUUCCAAAUGAGCUAAUGUGUCUUCAACAUGGAGAAAACCAACCAAGUUGGUUAGGAUGUGUAUUGUUCUCUUGUUUUAUUUGUGGGUUGUUUGGGGGUUUUUUAAUUGGUCUUUGUUCUGUUCUUUUUAAAAACAUAUCUACAAAAAGAAAAUAUAUAACUUUCUGCCCUAAAUACCUCUUUUGCAUCAGGGAUGGAUAUUUUAAUGGAGUGAGGUGUAAUAGCAGAACAGUGCCAUGUCUCUGUCCUCACGAGCAUAGCUGCAUGCAGAUUAGAAAGGCUCUGUAGUGCUGCUACUGUAUGCCAGAUUUGCUAUUUGCUCUUGUUUGCAUGAUAGUAUUUCUAAUUUACUAAUAUGAUAUGGAAAUAAUGGCACAUCACGGAUCUUUCAACAUAUUGUAUCACUGCUUUAUCAUAUUAGGCUAAUACACUGCGAGAGUUGAUAGCACCUCUCCAUGUCAAAUGGGAACCACAUCUCUUGGCACUGAACCGAUUGGACUCAAAGGUUGAUAAACUUAUCAUUAGAGAAUUGGCACGACGGAGACUCAACUUCAGCCUCUUGCAAGAAACCUAAUGGCCUCCGUUCAGAAAGUCAGUUCUUCUUGAAUAACUUUGAUGUUUAUAACAGAGAACAGACCUGUUAAAGCGUAGACAACCACAUGCCUGAAUAUGAGGCCUCCAGGAAGGUGUCAAAGGGCAUGGCCAGUCUUUUGAAGAAUGCACCCUUUCCACAAUGGGACUAGGCACAAAGUCAGAUCCAGUCUACAUGGAGCACAUUUGCAGAAAAUACUGCCCCCCGCACGGGAGAACGGAAGGGGAAGAGGGUCUUGGCAGGGGAAGGGCUUUGCUGUCACUCAGUUUUGUUCUGCACACCUCGAGGAAUUAAAGAGGGAUUCAGCCAUGGUAACUGUAAUUUCCCAUUGCUUGUACUGAACUCCAGUGAACCCAUUCAGGCCAACCAGACAGAGUCGUGUCAUUUAAGCGUGCUUCACAUUAGUGAAGGAAGUCUCCUUACUGUGUCAUGCUAAACUAAGUGUAUUCUGUCAAGUGGAGGUAUGUACAGGCCUUUCAGAGACUUCCAUUUACCCAGUGGUUUGUAAUGAAUUCCCAGAGGGUACGCUGGCACUCGUUUGGAUGAUGAUGGAGAAGAUACCUCACGCUGAGAUUUAUUAGACUCUGCAGUUAAACUCUUCGGUUCCUCUUUAUCUUCUAGGACUAAAACAUGUGAGUGAUGCUGCCUGGCCAAGCAGGCACAAAGUAUUCUCUGUGUAACACCCAGACUCCAGAGGGCUGUUUUGGGGCCAGUAUUUGUCUGGAUGUCACUCGAAGUAGAUUCAGAUAUUGUAUUUAUCAUUAUGUUCUGAGUUCCCUAUGGGUUGAUGUCUGCCUCUAUCUCUGUGAUUAGAAUGUGGAUUUUCCUUAAUAUAUUUGGCUAAGGGUGUAUUGUAAUAAUGUUAAUGCUAAUUACUUGAUAUUUCAUACUAUCUUAC
Messenger RNA from Ficedula albicollis (Collared flycatcher), 4477 nucleotides. RefSeq names its product connector enhancer of kinase suppressor of Ras 2 (gene CNKSR2). NCBI's taxonomy places the organism in Eukaryota, Metazoa, Chordata, Aves, Passeriformes, Muscicapidae. Gene Ontology annotation, molecular function: protein binding. The record is from RefSeq and is a predicted model, not a curated record. The transcript is spliced from 21 exons. Gene Ontology annotation, biological process: regulation of signal transduction. Bases 15 to 2744 code for a protein of 909 amino acids. Gene Ontology annotation, cellular component: cytoplasm; membrane.